AUGAACCUCCAAAGAAAGAGAAGCCAGAGCCUAAACCACCUUAAGCCACCAGUCUAUGAGCCUCCUAAGAAGAAGAAACCAGAACCAAAGCCAGCUAAGCCCCCAGUUUAUUCACCUCCAAAGAAAGAGAAGCCAGAACCCAAGCCACCAGUCUAUGAACCUCCGAAGAAGCCACCAGUCUAUGAAACUAAGCCACUAAAGCCACCAGUUUAUGCACCACCAAAGAAAAAGAAGCCAGAACCCAAACCACCAGUGUAUGAACCUCCAAAGAAGCCUCCAGUGUUUGAACCAAAGCCACCAGUUUAUGCACCACCAAAGAAAGAGAAGCCAGAACCCAAACCGCCGGUGUAUGAACCUCCAAAGAAGCCUCCAGUGUUUGAACCUAAGCCACCAGUUUAUGCACCACCAAAGAAAGAGAAGCCAGAACCCAAACCGCCGGUGUAUGAACCUCCAAAGAAGCCUCCAGUGUUUGAACCUAAGCCACCAAAGCCACCAGUUUAUGCACCUCCAAAGAAAGAGAAGCCAGAACACAAACCACCGGUGUAUGAACCUCCAAAGAAGCCUCCAGUGUUUGAACCUAAACCACCAAAGCCACCAGUUUAUGCACCACCAAAGAAAGGAGAAACCAGAACCCAAACCACCAGUAUAUGA
Messenger RNA from Durio zibethinus, 651 nucleotides. RefSeq lists its product as uncharacterized. The record is from RefSeq and is a predicted model, not a curated record. NCBI's taxonomy places the organism in Eukaryota, Viridiplantae, Streptophyta, Magnoliopsida, Malvales, Malvaceae.